Molecule: messenger RNA, 1017 nt
Organism: Perkinsus marinus ATCC 50983
Lineage: Eukaryota; Perkinsozoa; Perkinsida; Perkinsidae
Exons: 9
Coding region: 1-1017 (338 amino acids)
Source: RefSeq, a predicted model, not a curated record
AUGAAUUCUGUGCCUCGACCAACGUCUUUACCAUCACAUAGUAUACCUCCCCCUCCACUAUUUACCAGGAACGCUGCUGGAGGGGUUGAUCUACUCAAUGAGGUGGCCAACGCUAGGAGCAGCAGUAGUCCACGACCCACGGGAUCCGCCGGGAUCGCUAGAGUCGAUGCACUAACUUCCCUGGAGUCUACGUUGGAGUCUUUAGCCAACCUCCUAUUUGCCCUUCGUCAAGAGCGUCGACGUAUACAACACGAGAAGCAGCAAUUGAACGUUGAGUGGGCUAAGUUCCGAAGGAUGUGUGCGGGAUCCUAUAUGAGGAUGUACGAGGCCUCCAUGCAGCAGCAGCAGCAGCAUUCGACAGCAUCAGCAUCUCAAGGAAGGUCCACCACAUGUGAGCGUGCUCCUGGCCCCCCAUCUACCCCACACGAGUCAGUACGAGAGGCGAUGAGGAGACAUCCCGCCACGACCUCUACAAUGGAAGCACCAUCGUGGACAGCCACACUCGACAAGAUGACUGCAAAUUGUGGAGAUGAAAUGCCGAACAAUCUUCACUCGGCAUGGCCUUAUGCCUCCAAGCAUGCUGCCAACCCGCGCUCUCAAGAUAUAGGUCGUCGUCUUCGGAGGCCCUUCCCUGACGAGGAUGUAGAUGAUCAUCGUCAAGCUAAGCUGGCGAGACUCGAAGGUCGACCGGGCAAUAGGGAUCAUUAUUCAUCCUUUCCAAAGCAUGAAGGGGAAGAGGUAGAUGUUGGGAUGUUGAUGAGCUCAAGCAAGUCUCGAACACCUCCAUCACCACCACCGAGUGACCAUCCGAGAGUGAAGGGAAUCACUUGGGUUGGCGGGAAGAGAGUCCUUCCUCACCGGAGACCUUCGGUAACCCAGCAAGUGAUACUCAGAAAUCUGCCAAGAUGGAAGAUGGUCUUCGAGCGGAAGCUACUUACGGACAACUGCCUUAUGAGAGAACAGAUGUGUGUUACUCUCGAUAACAACGCAGACUUGUAUGGCGCACAAUUGAAUUAG